Molecule: messenger RNA, 822 nt
Organism: Selaginella moellendorffii
Lineage: Eukaryota; Viridiplantae; Streptophyta; Lycopodiopsida; Selaginellales; Selaginellaceae
Exons: 3
Coding region: 1-726 (241 amino acids)
Source: RefSeq, a predicted model, not a curated record
AUGAGGAGGUUUGGGAUGAACAAGCCGAGCGCCGGCGAGCUCGCGUCCCUCUGCGCAUCAUACGACAGGUUUGAGCGCCAGAUCCCCCGCGGCGGCGAUCACAGGCGGCUGGAUUUCUCGCGCUCCCGGCCGCUGCCGCCGCCGCCGCCGCAUUGCUACGCAUCGCAGCCGUCGCAGAGCCAGCAGGAAUCCUUCUCUUCCCAGGGCUUCUCGCAAUCCAGGCGAGAAUCGCAGGUCACGGCCACGGAUUUGGUCCCUUUGCCAGUCUCAAUUCGAUCGGACGAAGCGAUCGAGCAGCGGUUGGCUGCUCUGGAAAAUCUCGUGGCCGGGGUUGCGGAGAGCAUCAGUUCCAUGCGGAACUCUCUGGACGACCAGAAUCGCAAGGUUUCAUUCAUGUUGAAGGAGGAGGAAGGCACCAUCAAACGAGUGCUCGAUCAGAUCCAAGCUGUGCCCGCAAAGCUGUCCGGGGAUCUUAAAACGGCACUCCGAGAGGAACUCAAGCAAGCGCUCUUGGAGUCGGACGAAGAAACUGUUAGCCAAUGCAAGGAUCCGAGAGAUAAGAGCGCAUGCAGUGUGGAGAUCAGCAGGAGGAAAGCAGCAAGAGAGGAGGAGCAACGAUCCGAAGAUUCUACAACCUUGGAUCUCUAUUCUCCAAGCGCAAAGGAGCUCAAGAAAAUGCGAGACAAGGUCCUGAGAGCUCGGAGGAGCAUUAAGAAACGAGCCUGACGAGAUCCACUUGGUCUUCCGCGGUAUGUAGAAUCUAGACUUCCUGUUUAGUUAAAAACAUUUGGAGAUAAUCAUCCUUCGGAACUUCCACACUUA